Molecule: messenger RNA, 600 nt
Organism: Caenorhabditis bovis
Lineage: Eukaryota; Metazoa; Nematoda; Chromadorea; Rhabditida; Rhabditidae
Source: the annotation of a GenBank genome assembly
AUGAGCAGACGGCUGCAAAUAUUUGAAAUUAUUAUCUCAUAUUUCUUGCCAGUGGUCAUUAUAACCAUAUUAGAUUUGAAGGUGAUAUUAUGCAGAGCGGUCUGGUUUUCAACAAGUCCAAAGCGCAGCCACAAAGCCGCCAAACAAAAGGCAAGCGUAUCAGAAGGAGUAGUCAUAUCCCCGGAAGCUAGUAUGAAGCUCUCCAGCGAUAACAAGAACAUGUCAAGGGCGCGAUCCACAAACGAUCUGAACAGCUCAUCAAGAUUCAAACGACGCCAACAAAUGAAAGUGCUUCGCCGAUGCCUUUGCAUCACAAUAUUCGACCUAUCCAUGAAUUUGCCAUCGUACUUGCUUCGUCUUUAUCUGUCACUUGUCCCCGAAAACCUGGUGAUUGAUUGGAGAACGAUCGGCGUGGUUGAAGAAAUUUCGCAAGUCAUGUAUUUUGCACAAUUCGCUCUCAAUGCUGUCUACCUAGUCUGUAUCAUUUACGACAACCCACGCAAACGGCAUAAAGCUCCGAGUACACAACUAAGCGCUGCCACGUUUACCCCGCGCGCGAGCUGUCGGCGAAGUCUUCAUCGGGUUCCGAGCUUCAUAUAA